AUGUCGCAGAAUGAGGACCUCUCGUUUAAGCCGCUUGAUGAUUGGACUUUUACGAAUGAGAGGGAUUCAGAUCGGGGGGUAGUGGAACUUUUAGAGAGGGACAAAUCAACUGGAAAAUCCCACAGUCGCAUGUCGACUUUAGAUCACGAGCUUGAUACUAGAAACAAUAUCCCGCAUGGUAUACUAUUCACAACCACCAAAGCCCUGGAAACCUGGGCAACUCGACAACAUCGUAACUAUUUCCCAUCAACUUUCUGGCCAGUCGUUUCAAAGAAUCUCAACGGUACUUUCGGCUGCGAAUAUCAUAGAGAUGAGAAGGGAAAGGUGCUGACCCACGAUUCAUGGAGUUGUUUCAAAGUAAAGCGCAUCUGGAAAAUGCCCAAUUCAUUCAUGGUCUACGACCACUGGACACAGCUCGCAGUAUUCGUCCGCCAUAAUUUCUCAACAUCAACUCAACUUGUCAUGUUCAUCAACUGUCCAGAUCAGAUCAAGUCCCCGCUACGCGCUUGCAUGUCGUCGAUUCAAUCAAGUGAUCCAUACUCUUGGCACGCUGCAUUUGCCAGAGAAACCAUGAAUGUAUAUGAUCAGGCUAUUUGGGACCUUCGGGGGGUGGUAUGGGAAGUUGAGGCUUACCAAAAGCAACUCGGAAGCUUUCAACCACAAUUCACCCUCCUCCAUGACAUGGCGAGACAUAUCAGUCACAACAAGGAGAUCCUUGACGUUGCUGCGGACACCGUGGAGAGUAUAAUCUAUGAACAAUCGGUGCUGGAUGAGCAGCAUCCCCGCCCCGCGGACAGAGUACCCUGGCAUGUUAGAGAUGUUUAUCAACAGCUGUACCUCACAUCGAAAGGAAUUAGAGCGACGAAGCUUCGGUGCAUUUCUCUUAGCGAGAGACUUCAGAAUGAGAUCAAUUUGGCAUUCAACAUUGUCUCUCAACGCAACAACGAAGCCUCGGUACAGAUGGCGAAGAGCGCCAUGGUGGAUAAUACGAUGAUGAAGACGGUUGCCAUUGUUAGUCUUGUUUAUUUACCGGGGACCUUUGUGUCGGGCAUCUUCGGGAUGAACUUCUUUAACUUCGACACCAACGAGUCCGGGACCAUGGUGUGGAGUUUGUCGGAUAAUUUCUGGUUAUAUUGGCUUGUCACGAUUCCCUUGACGCUUACUACGAUGGCGGUUUGGCUACUAUGGUUCAACCGAGAUGUCAUUACGCGCAUCAUUUGUGGACGGACAAGCGGGAGUCCAGGAGCGUACAUUGACGAUGGGAAUGAAUGA
Messenger RNA from Aspergillus caelatus, 1272 nucleotides. RefSeq lists its product as uncharacterized. Gene Ontology annotation, cellular component: membrane. Lineage: Eukaryota; Fungi; Ascomycota; Eurotiomycetes; Eurotiales; Aspergillaceae. The transcript has 9 exons. Gene Ontology annotation, molecular function: magnesium ion binding; cobalt ion binding; magnesium ion transmembrane transporter activity. The record is from RefSeq and is a predicted model, not a curated record. Gene Ontology annotation, biological process: transmembrane transport; metal ion transport. Bases 1 to 1272 code for a protein of 423 amino acids.